Parascedosporium putredinis is the source of this 339-nucleotide messenger RNA. NCBI's taxonomy places the organism in Eukaryota, Fungi, Ascomycota, Sordariomycetes, Microascales, Microascaceae. The record is from the annotation of a GenBank genome assembly.
AUGGCAACACGUCGGACGAUCUCUUCUGAGAAGUCCAUCUCGGAAAAGGAUGACCACAUUGGUGGCAGCUCUACAGGUCUCGAGUCAUCUACUGUUGGCCCUGCUGUGCCCGGCCACGUCAUUGCCAAACUUCUCAUCUUUACUCUUGCCAUGGUAGUCCUCCCCAUAGGGUCUUACUUCGCCUCCGUAAACACUCUGUUCAAAGGCAAUACCACAUACGCAGGUGGAUUGGCCGCCCUCAUGGCGAAUGUCGUGCUCGUUGGCUACGUUGUCGUCGCCAUGAAGGAGGAUCAAGGAGAUAGAAAAGAACCCAAGGCGGAGGGGAAGAAGGACCGCUAG